UGGAGAAAUCGCUGCUUGUAUUUCCAACCCGGAUGCUGAGCCAUAACUGCUGAUAAUUCUGCCCAGUGCGCAGCGCUGUGAGCAGAGCGAGGGAGCGGAAAUAUUUCAGUACCCUUGAAGCGGACAGCUCUCUCCGGAUCCACGCGCUUUCUGACCGCCGGGCUCCGCAUCCGAGCUUGGAGGGCAGAAGGUGUGUGUAUGUGCGUGUGUGUGCGGGGGGGAUCAUAACUGAUACCUAAAAUAGGGGGAGGGUAUAGCCGCCACAUUAAAAGGCAAACACCUCCCUGCUCUUGUAAGAAUCGUGACCACUUGCACGCCGUAGUGGAAGGGUGAGGGAAAGAGGGAGGAAGGAAGAGAAAGGUGGAACAGAACAUCACUACAGAGAGACAGAGAGAUGGCGGAGUGCGGGCGGAAGGCGCUGUCUCUCCUGGAAGCGGCCCGCUCCCGGUACGAGAGCCUGCAGAUAUCCGACGACGUGUUCGGUGAGUCCGGAGAUGACAGCAGCGACAAUCCCUUCUACAGCACCUCCGGAGACUCCGACUCUGACAACUACAUAGCCGAGGUAGGCGAGGAGGAGCAGCAGCACCACCACCACCACCACCACCACCAAAAACGGGGCGAUAAGGAGAGUGGGCACAGCGGGGGAGCAGGAGGUGGCGGAGGGAGUAGCGGAACCGGUCCCCCGGGCUCUCUGUCCCGUAGUCAGGCAGAGGAGGAGGGCUGGAUGGAGACUCUGCAGGAUGUCACUGUGCCGGCGUACAAAGAGACAUAUGGCCCUGCUCAGAAGAUGCCGGCCACUGCCACAGCCUUGGAUUUUUUCCAGCUCUUCGUCCCGGACAAUUGCAUCCAAAACAUGGUCACCCAGACUAACAUGUAUGCCAAGAAGUUCCAGGAGCGUUUUGGCUCGGACGAAGGUUGGUGCCCCGUCACCGCCCAGGAGAUGAAGGCCUUUCUGGGCUUCGUCACCUCAACCAGCGUGCACCGCUGCGAAUCGGUGCUCAGCAUCUGGAGCUCAGGCUUCUUCAGCAACCGGAGCAUCGCCCUGAAGAUGAGCCAAUCGCGUUUUGAGAAGAUCCUCAAGUACUUCCACAUUGUGGCUUUCCGGCCAUCACAAGGGAGCAACCAGGGCCUGUACAAGAUCCAGCCUUUCCUGGACUCUCUGCAGCAGUCAUUUGGCUGCACAUUCAGACCUUCACAGACACAGGUUCUCCAUGAGCCCUUGAUAGACGAGGACCCAGUGUUCAUCACCACCUGUACAGAAAGAGAGCUGAGGAAGAGGAAGAAGAGGAAGUUCAGCCUCUGGGUUCGACAGUGCACCUCCACCGGAUUCAUCUGUCAGAUCUCAGUCCAUCUGAAGGAGGGCCAGGGCACAGACGGUCUGGCCACCUUGAAGAACAAGCCUCAGCUUCACAGCCUUGUGGCCAAGCAGCUCUGCCAGAACAUCUCUGGCAAGAACACCAUCAUCUUCACGGGGCCGUCCAUCACGAGCCUCAGCCUUUUCAGUGAAUUCAGCAAACAAGAUAUCUACUGCUGUGGUCUGCUGAGCACCAGGAAGAGUGACUGCACAGGCUUACCACAGAGCAUGCUGGUGUGCGGCUCCACACCAGCGCAGCGCGGCCAAUCGCGGGUAAUGAUGAAAGGCAGCAUGUCUCUGAUCAGCUGGUACAACAAGGGACACUUCAGGUUCCUCACCAACGCUUACUCCCCAACAAAACAAGGUUUGAUCAUUAAAAGGAAAAGUGGGGAGAUCCCAUGUCCUUUGGCUGUCGAGGCGUUUGCAGCGCACCUCAGCUACAUCUGCAAAUACGACGACAAGUACAGCAAGUACUUUAUCUUCCAUAAGCCCAACAAGACCUGGCAGCAGGUGUUCUGGUUGAGCAUCAGCAUCGCCAUCAACAACGCGUACAUCCUCUACAAGAUGUCCGACGCCUACACGGUCAAACGCUAUAGCCGAGCUCAGUUUGGAGAGAGACUGGUCAGAGAGCUGCUGGAUCUAGACGACUGCUCCCCCACACAGUGAGGAGGAUGAAGGAGGAGGAGGAGGAGGAGGAGGAGGAUGAGGAGGAGGAGGAGGAGGAGGACAUCAGGAGCGCACAAGAAAUACACACAUACACACUCAGACACACACAAACACAAUAUACCCACACAUAUAUUUACACUCUUCAUUACAGUUGUACAGACUCUGCGGUCUGUGUCUAUGUGAUAAUAAUGAAGCAGUGCCAAGCCUGUGUCUCUCUCUUCCUCUAGUUGUUUUUUUGUGGUACGGUACUGUAAAUAUUCAUUAACACACAACUGCGCACUACACAAUAGAGAAUUAUGAGCCAUGGGACAGUUCACAUGCCUCAGCUGCAACUUUCAACCACACAGAUUUACUAAGGAUUUGUCAGCAGGAGCUAUUUCACAAGCAGAGAUGAAGGCAAGAACAAUGAAACCAGGAAGAAUUUGCCAUUAAAUGAUGUCAGCUUCUUAACAAAGAGUGAAAUUAUUGAUACGAGCCUGAAUCUCCCGGGCGAGUGUUCAAACACAUCCUUGUCAAACUAAAAGGCUACGUGUAGCUUGGUAUUAACACUCUGCAAAAACACCUGUGACCCUGUAACAAAAGCUUAGUAAACCAGGACUAUGGUGUGUUCACACGCUGCAUGCAUAAAGAAUCUGGAUUGUGAUGUUCUCUCGUUCAAUGUGACAAUGAUUUCUGCUCCAGGUGGGUUUUUUGUUUGUGUGUAUUUAUUUAGCAAGUGGAAACUGCCAUUUGUGUCUGCAACAUUGAGCCUGAGGAUGUAUAUGUAUGGCUAUUGUGACCCAAAUGUGUUGUGUUGCUGCAAACUGUACUCGCUAGAGGAAGACUGUCAGGUGACAUAAAGCCUACACCCAGCAGUGUGCCACCAAUUCUCAGCCUCCCCCUUCAAAAGAGCCCAGAAAAGAUUUUUUUAAAAAGACUUUUGUGUUGUGAUGGGGUCAUUUCACUCAGAGGCUGAUUGAGAUAAUAGGUUUUCAGGGUCUUAAAAACAUCAAAUCUGAAGCCUAUUUUUGUACCAACAGCGCUGUUGUUGCCAGAUAAACUUGCCAUAUUUGCCUGUUUCAUUACUUAUGCAGCUAACUGUACUUUGGCUUUGCAGGGCAGAACACGUUCAAAAUCUCCUUGAUUGAAUGUUCGGUAAGCCUGCGUUGCCAGGCAACAAGUACUAUCUUGGCCCGUGGGCAGGGGUUUGGAUAAUGUUGCUUGGCAAGAUUUAGGUUCAAGAAGUAAAAACCAAAUCACUGGAGGCUUAUAAGACGUCCCAGCAAACCAACAAAGCUACAAAUCUUAAUGUAGAUAAAAGACUUUGGGGCCUUUUUAUUGCUGUGCAGUGAGCUUGCUCUUUCAUGCACCACAUGGUCUCAAAUGGUGUCAUCAAAAAAAAAAAAAAAAGAAACGCUGACAUCAAAUAACUUAGAACUUAUGUGAUGAUUAAAAAACAUAGGAUGGUUACUGUUUAUAAGAACAUUUGCAAGUAGUAAUACCUGUUGAAACCUGCCUGUUUUAGUCAUUAGAAUAAUCAGCUUUUACCUUCUACUUCUUCUGAAGUGGAAGCAGGGAUGCAUCUUGAACAAUUAUUGUGGACGUUGCCUUCUUCCAGUGUCACAUUUCUUGCCAAGUAACAAGAUCUGCUUAGAUCUGCCAUCUCCUGUCCAGCCAAUGGGAAUGUGAGUGGAGAACAAAAUGCACUUACCGUGUUCAGACCACACUGCUGUCUGUAGCUACAAUGAGGACUUUAAGUCCAAUUUGCUUUGCUUAAUAUGUUAUGCAGUCAACAUGCCAUUGUCAUGCUGGAAUCAUGUUAUGAAGAGUUUAAAGUGAAAGGUUUUGGUGUGUGCUUGCUACAUCAGCAUGGUUAGAUGUGUGAAUACAUGUAUUACAGUAAGAUGAUGGUCUUUACGCUGGCAGAGCAGAAUUGUUGAGUGAUUCGCUGGCAGGACUCAAGCACUUUCCCACAUCGCAGUCUUGCACUUUGAGGAGAUUUGUAAAGUUAGCAACAUGUCUCUUAGAUAAUCCUUUUAGUUUUGAAUUGAAUCCAAUGAUAGUAUACACUGGUCUCAGAAAAAUAUUGAAAAUAUGAAUAGAUAAGUUAUGUAGAUAUACGUAGAUAAAUAAAAUGGAUUAUAUAAAAUUACACCAAUGAAAUAAGAAAAAAAAUUAUGACUAUAACCAAAACAGAAAAGAUUUCCACUGUAGAUUUAGAGUAUAAGGUACAGUACGUCUGUGUAUAUUUUGUUUACAAAUUACUGUGUGUAUGUCCAUAAUCACUCUGUCACUGAGACUCAAGAUUGUGAUUUUUUUAACUUUUUCACUAAUCCAAAGCAUCUUUGUUGUCAUUGUUGCUCUUGUGUGUGUGUGUGUGUGUAUAUGUGUCUAAUCACUGUUCACCUUCAAGUAACACUGUUAAUCUUAAGAGGCACCCCUGUCAUGUCCUGUAUUUGUCAACUAGUGAUUUUAAUACAAUAUUUGAUACUGACAAAUUACACACACUAGUAUUACAUUGAUUGGGUCUGAUUGUUAAAUGGAAAUACUGCUGUGGCCACUGUAGAAACACACUCUGUCCCUUUGUCUGCAGUAUAACAAUUGGUACAGUAAAAAUCCCCACUACUGAAAUACUGAGUGCAUUUCCAUCCACCUGCAUAUUUUUUAAUUUGCGCAUAAAAAAAUCAGAAAACAAAUAGCCAAAGACCGUAACCUUCCUCAAAUUAUGCACAAAACAAACGUAAAUGCCAUAUAUCCAUCAUUUUUCACAUCAUUUUCAUUCCUUUGAGGUUUGACUGGCACUCUUUUAACUAUGUCAUCUUUCUUUUCUUGCAAUGGUUUGUUGGCUGUUUAUCUAGAUGCACCUAACCCAUAAUAAUCACAUAAAUUAAUGAAAACAUACAUUAAUUUUUUUGUUUUCGGACAAUUGUUUGUGAAUUCAGUGACAGUUUUGCUAAAUUUGGAUGGAAAUCCAACUAUUCUUAACACUGUUUAAAGAGUAACUCAACACCUUGCUGAAUAGCAGUGUUGUACCACUGAUUCUGGGUGUGCUCAGAAGCACCUGUAACCACACCCACCAGUGAUGUCACAGAGUACUGACAUACACUGGGGUACACUUCCACAUCACUGCAGCUAAAUGAGAAGGAGUUCAGAAAACACUACUACUUAUUUUCAUGAUUAACUGGAUAAAUCAAGAAAACUUGACAUUGCAUCAAGUGCAACCUCAGUGAUAUUUGAUGUAAGAGUUACUUCAGCUUCCUAAGAUAUCACAGAUCAUUUUUAAAAAAUGUUUGUGACAGUCCCUGAAUUAAAAAAAAUGUAUUGCGCCAGUUUCCACCACUGAUAUUUAACAAUCAUACAGAGAGAAAUCCAUCACAUAAAGGCAGAGAAAUCAAUUUGUCCACUGAGAGUAACCUCAGAAUCCCUUAAUGCAUGCAUGUGGAGCUGCAAGAUGCAUAGCGGUCUGAGUAAGGGGUAUGAAUACAGUCCAUCACUGACUGAAGCAAAAAUAGACACAGCAGGUUGAGGGAGAGUGAAUACAGCAGAAAUAUAAAAUCCAGCUCCUCAAAGCAAAGUAACCCCCUAGACAGCAUCACAAAAUGGUGAAGCACAUAUAACUGUUAAAGGUAUCCUAGGGUGAAUUUUUCCUUUCAUAGUGUGUCACACAUGUACAUGCAUAAAUGGGCAUUUAAUCCAUAGCCUAUCAUGGACUGAAGCAGGCGGAAUACACACACCUUAAGAUGGCAGUCAACUCAGAUGUGUGUGUGUGUGUGUGUGUGUGUGUGUGUGUGACAUCCGCAGAGGUUUUCUGUAGUGCUUAUAUCACUCAGCUCAGACCACCAAUGAGAAGAAAUUAUGCACAGGGGACCCUGCAAGGCCAUGGUUACUUGGCAACAAAUUAUAUAUGACUGUGAGAGAGAAAGGGAAAAAAAGGGGGAGUAUUUGAAGUUUUUCUGCCCAUAUGGUAAUAUUGUUAUCACCCCAGUUGCAGAGCGAGAGCUGAGUAGCUUCAUGUGACCUCCUUUUUAACAUCUAGCAGAGGAGAAGAACGGAGGAUCCUCCCCAAUGACGCCUUUGUUCAUUUAGUUCAGAGGAAGGUUACAUUUUAGCCAGUAUAGAUCAAAAAUAUAGCUUAAUUUUAAAUUCAGAAGUUGAGAGGAUCUUAGAAAAAUUAUUCUGUCCAGCCUGCCCUAUUGAUCAGCCAUGAAUCAGAUAUUUCCAUAGUGGCUUUUCUGCUCAUUUCUGUGUUUUUACUUUUAAUGUCCUGAAAUGGAGAUGAUGUCAAUGACCAGAGCAAAUCAGAUUUUUGAAAAAUAGGAUAUAUAAAUGAAUAUGGUAAAUGCCUGUCUUCCAUGGUGUGAAUAAUAGAGACUAGAGAAAUAAAUCUGUGUAGGAGCCUAGCUUUGGAUGUGGGCCCCAAAAAUCAGAAAGUUUAACAUCCAAACACCAAAUUUAGCCUUAAAACAAAAUCUAACCAACAAUGUAAAAAGUGAAAAUGUUUCCCAGAUGAGGGAUGUCACUUUGAUGGGUCUCACUACAACAGUGUGGAUGUUUUUCUGUCCUUUUUUCCACCUUGUCUCCCUUUACAAAGAGCAGAGAUCUCUGAUGUCUUUCAUUUAUGUCCAUUCAUUCAUGUCAGAUGUGCAAAUGGGAGUAAACAAAGGCAGAUGGGAAGGAACAGGAUAUUGUGCAACUACUAAUACAGAAAUAUUUGUCUUUGAUCCAGUUUUGUUUGGCAAAUAAUGAUCCCAAAACAUUAACUGCUUGUCAAAAACAUUGAAUUAUUACAAAGAGAUGCUAUGAAAUUAAUCAAACUCACUGUCAGUUGUUUUGUGGUAAUGACAUGAAGUUGUGUAUAAAAUAAUGUCCAUGUACGUGGUGUACUGUAUGUGCCUAUGUGCCAUCUCUCUACAGUGAUUCACGGGUGUCUGACAUUAUGAGUGAGACAGUACAGAUAUUUAAGAGCAUAUAUGAUUAGUUUUGGAUGUAACAAAGAAUUAAAAUGGCUGACCUCAGGGCUUCAUAACUUACUGCUGUACAAUAUAUUACUUACUGAGAUGAUAUACGUACACUAAAUGGACUUCUUUAACCUUAUCAGGUGCUAUCAAACCACUGUACAAGUAAUAGUAUAACUAGAUUUGUUGUUGUUGGGAGCUCAGCAACCAAACAGUGAACACCAGGGUCAUAUAUUGCAGGAGUUGUACCACUAAAAACACCAGAAGUUCAAGUAUUUGUGGAUAAAAUAGCAGAAAUAUACAAUUCAAUACCAAUAAUACCAGGCACUAAUAGCAGACUACAACUGUCCAAGUGGUAGAACUUUUUUCACUUCAUAUGAUUCUGGUUUGUAAUGGUGGCUGCAGGAUAUUGAAUAACUGAGUACUGUGGGCUAUAGUGUUAUCUAGUUUCACAGAAGGGCCAGGAUGAUGUGUGUAUGUGCAUGUAAUGUUAACACUGGGUUGAGUAAAAUGUGUAAAAUAACUGGUGUGUGCUGGACCAAAUAACUUUCUAAAAAUGUGUGUGGUGAUGAGUUGUACAAGGUUGUCGUGUAAAUGUGUCUUCAUUAAAACUCUCCACAUGUGGGUGCUCCAUCAGA
This is a messenger RNA of Lates calcarifer (barramundi perch), 7592 nucleotides long. RefSeq names its product piggyBac transposable element derived 5 (gene pgbd5). Gene Ontology annotation, molecular function: transposase activity. The record is from RefSeq and is a predicted model, not a curated record. Lineage: Eukaryota; Metazoa; Chordata; Actinopteri; Centropomidae. The transcript has 8 exons. Bases 395 to 2020 code for a protein of 541 amino acids. Gene Ontology annotation, cellular component: nucleus. Gene Ontology annotation, biological process: non-replicative DNA transposition.